This is a messenger RNA of Mycena indigotica, 1407 nucleotides long. RefSeq lists its product as uncharacterized. The transcript is spliced from 6 exons. NCBI's taxonomy places the organism in Eukaryota, Fungi, Basidiomycota, Agaricomycetes, Agaricales, Mycenaceae. The record is from RefSeq and is a predicted model, not a curated record. The coding region runs from base 16 to 1407 and encodes 463 amino acids.
UUGUCUCCAACCUUCAUGCCGUGGAUUCUCCUUCCGAACGGGACCUACCAACGCCCACUCGGCGACAGUGAAUACGCGUUAUUCAGCGCAUCCCAUAGCGGGAACGGCGACAUGUUUUUGCACUUGUCGCUACGCGCUUCGGCAAACUGUUUCUCAAGAGAACGCGUCGGGAUAGCUUGGGCGUUGAUCCGCAGGGAAAAUCCCUUGCUCAUGUCGCGUGUUACCAUCGUCAAUGACGAGCCUACACUUUAUUUUGCUCCUCCAAGGGAAUUGAUUCAGGAUGCUCAGGCUACGCUUAUGUUCAAUCACAAGUCUAAAGAAGAGCUAAUAACUGCUUACAUGGACGGCGCUCGCCCGCUUUCCAACGACAUUCUAUCUCUCCUUACCAUAUCAGAAUCAGCCACUGGAGAAUACCAGAUCUUCAUGUGUGCGCCACAUUUUUGUGGCGAUGGGACGACCCUUCAUGUUUCAACGCAUGAGCUCAUACGACUCGUCACGUCGAGCCAAACGAACGAGCAACUGAUGCAAAAGCUUCAUCAACCUGUGGAGUGGAUAGAGGUUCUCCCCCCUAGCCUUGAAGAACGGCUUCGCAUCCCAGGUUCGCAAUUUGCUCAGGCUGCCUGCAAGAUCAACUAUCUUCAAGCAUUGAACAAGGAGUUUGCGAGCCAUGUAUUACCGCGGCUCCAACGCGCAGAAAAGUGCACCGGCUUUAUUGAACGCGAGUUCUCUCUCGAGAAGACCGCAAGCAUCUUGGCGAAAUGUAAAGCUCAUGGGGUAACCGUGAAUCAUGUACUCACAGCGCUGGCCACCAUUGCUUGGGCACGCUGUACUUCUCAGCCUUUCGAUCUGCCAAUGAUGCUCUAUACAGCGGCCAGCCUCCGAGGCCAUCUGAUCCCUCAUCAUCCGACCACAUCAGAUACUUUUCUUGCUCUGGCCUAUUUUACGAUUUCGUUACCCGCGUUUCCCCCGUCAGGAACGACCGGUGUCUGGCAUCGUGCCCGGCUCGCAAAAAAGCAGAUGCAGAAUGCCGUACGCUCGCCUCUCCUCCCAGCCCGGGCCGUCCUGUCUGCCGCAUCCCGCGCUCGUCGUAUUACCAAUCCGCCCCCGACCUCCUUACCAACGCUUUCAUUACCUGGUCGCCCCGAACACAGUAAAGCAUUGAUGGGCAUCUCACUAAUCGGAGACCUCGACAGAACAUAUCGUAGACACGAAUACGGGCCAGAUGUCCAACUGCUUAGCGUUGGGACAGCAAGCAGGCUUAAACCCGGCGGGUUCCUUCUCCUCGGCCACUCGUUCGGCAAGAAGCUCGUUCUCCAACUAUGCUGGGACAAAAUGGGCUUUGUCGAUGGCGAGAUUGAGCGUUUUUGGACCCAAGUGGCCAGCGAGGUUGAUGAGAUCUCAUCCUAA